GGAUCCCUCCUCCUCUACUUCCCCGUGUUCAUCCUGUACUUCAAGCCGAGCAUCUUCCGCUGCAUCGUCCUGCGCUGGGUGCGGAUGCUCGGCUUCGCCACCGUCUACGGCACCAUCACCCUCAAGCUGUACAGGGUGCUGAAGGUGUUCCUGUCCCGCUCGGCCCAGCGGGCGCCCUACGUGUCGAGCGGGCGGGUGCUGAAGUUGCUGGCGCCCAUCCUGCUCCUGGUGCUGUGGUUCCUGGCGGCCUGGACCAUCGGCAUGCUGGAGAACGUCAACAAGAACAUCCCGCUGGUGAUCCGCACCCAGACCGCCCACGGGCUCCACUUCUACAUCUGCGGCCACGACUGCUGGGACUACAUGAUGGUCAUCGUGGAGGAUGAGCCACGUCCUAGAACAGAAAUCUGCCCCUGGGAAGAGGUUGCAGCUCCAGCAGGGAAGGAGGGAUUGAGGCAGGACACCUCCAAAAGGGAAGGCAAGCCAGGAUCCAGAGGAGUGGGAGAUACUAAAGCAAGGCCGGGCGGCCGCCGGGAACAGCGCGGGGACACCGGGAUGUUUGCAGAGCUCGUCAGGAAAAGCCUGGAAAAAGCUGAGUCCAAGAAAUCCCAGAGUAUGGAGAGCAUAAAGGAGGAGAUCUGUCCCUGGGAGAGCCUGGGCACCGAGAAGCCCCCGGAACAACCCCCUGCCAGGAGCACAGCUCUGCCCAAAUCACCUUCGGGGAAAUCCCAGAGCACAGAGAGCCUGAAGGCAGAGAUCUGUCCUUGGGAGGCUCAGGAGCCCAAAUCCAGUGACAAAGCCAACGUCUGUCCCUGGGAAGGGGCUGAACCUCCAUCAGGUAAAGAGAAACUCAGACCAUCCACUGUGAGCAAAAGCCCUUCUGCAAGUCAAGGUCUCCUGAAAGAAACUGGAGUUGGUGCAUCUGGAAAGGAGGAGAAAGCAAAGAGAGACCGUGAGUCCGUCUGUCCCUGGGAGAGCCUGGACAUGGAGCAGCCACAGGCCAAACCCCACACUGGGAGCAGAGAGCCAUCAAAGAAAUCAGUAGAGAUCUGUCCCUGGGAGGAUCAGGAGCCCAAAUCCAGUGACAAAGCUGAAAUCUGUCCCUGGGAGAGCACGGAGCAGCCCCUGGGCAAAGCCCGUGCAGGGAGCACAGAACCUUCCAAGAAAUCCCAGAGCACGGAGAGCCUGAAGGCAGAGAUCUGUCCUUGGGAGGAUCAGGAGCCCAAAUCCAGUGACAAAGCUGAAAUCUGUCCCUGGGAAGGGGUUGAACCUCCCUCCCAGCAGCCAAAGGCAAAGCAGGGUUCCCAGGGGGGCUCCAGGGGGGACAAGCGCAUCACGCGCCAGGCAGCGCUGGCCAGCCCGGAGAGAUCCCCAGGGAAGGGCAGCAGGGACAGGGAGGCUGUGUGUCCCUGGGAGAGCCUGGGCACACAGGAACCCUCAGGAACAUCCCAUGUCAUGGGCACGGGGCUGCCCAAGUCAGCUUCGGGGAAAUCCCAGAGCGUGGAGAGCCUGAAGGCAGAGAUCUGUCCUUGGGAGGGUCAGGAGCCCAAAUCCAGUGACAGAGCAGAAAUCUGUCCCUGGGAGGGGGCUGAAGCUCAGCUGGACAAAGGAGCAGCCCCAGGGAAGGACAGAGUCCCACCAAAGUCCUCCAAACCUGUGGAGAAGGGGAGCAGAGACCGUGAGUCCGUCUGUCCCUGGGAGAGCAUGGACACGGAGGAUCUCUCCCUGAAAACUGCAAUGGAGAAGGAGCCAUCCAAGAAAUCCGACAGCACGGAGAGCAGGAAAUCCGAAAUCUGCCCCUGGGAAGCAGCAGAGCCCACGGGGUGGGAGAAGGAAAGCUCCAAAGCAGGUGUGCACCCACGGGGAGCUGACAGAACAUCCCAGCCUGGGAUGGGAAAGCCAAAGCCGGUGGCAGGAGCCAGUGCUGGGUCUCCAACUGCCCUGCUGGAAAAAUCCAAGGGCAGCUCUGAUGGGGAGGCCAAGCACAAGCCCCUGUGCCGGCUCCUGCCCGGCAUCCAGCCCCCAGGGACGGGCAGCAGCCCCAGCCCUGGCACUGGCCUGGCUGAGGUUUGUCCCUGGGAAGCAGAAGAGGCUCCAUCAACACCUGCCAAGCCCAGCACAGACACAAGGAAAAGCUCGGAGGUGUGUCCCUGGGAGGAGGAGAGUGUGGAUCCCACCCCGACCCACCACGGCCAGGGCAGAGCCAGGGGGACCCCCCGGGAUGGGGAGGGGGGUGAGAGGGAAACCCAGCCCGAGGUGUGCCCGUGGGAUCACCAGUAGCCCCAUCCCUAAAUCCCAGUGCAGAUGUGGUUUUUGGGGAGGGAAAGGCUGGGGCUGGAGGCUGCUCCCACCUGCAGAGCCCCCAUGCUUGGCCCGAGGUCUUUGCUGGUCCAACACCAACGUCAGGACGUGUAAAUACAGCA
This is a messenger RNA of Manacus vitellinus (golden-collared manakin), 2420 nucleotides long. RefSeq names its product probable G-protein coupled receptor 179. NCBI's taxonomy places the organism in Eukaryota, Metazoa, Chordata, Aves, Passeriformes, Pipridae. The transcript is spliced from 5 exons. The record is from RefSeq and is a predicted model, not a curated record. Gene Ontology annotation, cellular component: membrane. Gene Ontology annotation, biological process: G protein-coupled receptor signaling pathway. Gene Ontology annotation, molecular function: G protein-coupled receptor activity. The annotation marks the transcript as partial.